Molecule: messenger RNA, 876 nt
Organism: Adineta steineri
Lineage: Eukaryota; Metazoa; Rotifera; Eurotatoria; Adinetida; Adinetidae
Source: the annotation of a GenBank genome assembly
AUGGAUCAAGACAAAGAAAUUGCAAUAAAGAGUAGCGAUGUUCGAAGAAGAGGUGGUACAAAACGUAAUCUAUUAAUAAUUUCUUUAGCUUACACUUGUGCAUUCACUUCAUUCGAUGCUGUAACUAAUUUGCAAUCAAGUCUUAAUUCAUCCGAUGAUGUUGGUCUUCAUUCAUUGGUAGUAUUUUAUGGUGUUUCUAUACUUGCAUGUCUUUUCUUUACUACUCUAAUUAUGCAUAUUUUCGGUUACAAAUGGUCAAUCUUUGGUGGACAAAUUGGUAUGAUAGGAUAUAUUGCAGCUAGUAUGUAUCCUAAACAAUGGUUACUAUUACCUAUGUCCGCUAUAUCUGGAAUUUUGCACGCAUCUAUGUCAACAGCUCAUGAUUGUUAUAUUACGCUGCUAGCUGUUGAUAAAAGUGACAAUGAUGAAGUUGAUGAAAAAGUUACAAAAUAUUAUAGUAUUUUCCUUAUUGCAUAUCAGUCAACGCAGAUUUGGGGUAAUUUAGUAUCGUAUUUCAUUUUACGAAAAACGUCAUCAGCUGUUAAUACUAAUUUAACACUAUGUGGUGCAAAUUUUAUGCCAAAUAAUCAUCAAGUCAUAGACGAAAUUGUUCAUGUGUCGAAUAAAACGAUUUAUAUUCUUUUCGGUGUAUUGAUUGGGAUUAUCUUGGUAUCUAUGAUACUUGUUAUUGCUUUUCUAAGUCAAAGACGAGACAUGGAAAAAGAUCAAUCGAAAAGUUUAUUUCAUAAAUCAUUGAAUUACACAUUAUCAACCGUAAAAGAUAUAAUAACACCAAAUCAUCUUCUUUUGAUACCACUUGGAUUUUGGACUGUUGCUCCAGAAGCAUUUAUUAUCGGUGCUUUUACAAAUGUAUGA